GCGGGGAACUACUCCACUUCCUUGCGUCAGCCAAUAGCGGGAGGCUCCGUGCAGCCUCCUGCGCGCCUGAACCAGGAUCGUAACACGAUGCCCCUCCUCUCUAGGCUUCGUCCCGAAGCCAACGACUGCUGGCGACCGGGAGCUCUGUACACUUCGGCGACAAAGACGCGCCGCUACUUAUUCCCAUUCUACAGAGGCCAUGCCUUUCUGUAUCGUUGCCGCGAGAAGUCCCUGACUUGUCGGGCUCCUCCGAAUGCUAAGCGCUGUGCCGAGUGCACCCGCGUUGGAAACAUGCACUGCGGCCUAGAUGGCCCCGACCAUAGGCACCCCUUCUUCUUCGAGGUUUCUGGAGUCCUAACACGCCUCCCAGUACGCGCUCUUCAGUAUGAACCCAUCUCCCUGGACGAGGAGGCUGCUGCCCUACAAGCUGCGGCGGCCGCGAAAUUUGCCGAAAGGAGCGCCGCUGCUGCCGCCGAGUUUGCCGCGGAGAGCGCCGCUGCUGCCGAAAAGAGCAGGCUUGCGACCGCCCGUCGCCGACGGGUCCACCGCCAGCGUGUCGCCUUUCAAGCCAAAAUCUCGAGACUCGUAGCCCACGAGGAUGCCGCUGUCGCGGAGCUGGAAGAGGAGGAGCGGCUCGAGCCCCUGGCGGCCCCCGAGGCGGCACCCCCCGUAUCGCUCUUCUCCACCGAUUGGGGAGCGGUAGACAUUGACCAAGCGCUGGCCUUUGGCUCCCCCGAGCCCUUGCCUUCCCUUUUUUCGGGCUAG
Lasiosphaeria miniovina is the source of this 765-nucleotide messenger RNA. RefSeq lists its product as uncharacterized. The transcript has 3 exons. Lineage: Eukaryota; Fungi; Ascomycota; Sordariomycetes; Sordariales; Lasiosphaeriaceae. The coding region runs from base 88 to 765 and encodes 225 amino acids. The record is from RefSeq and is a predicted model, not a curated record.